Messenger RNA from Coregonus sp. 'balchen', 7857 nucleotides. Lineage: Eukaryota; Metazoa; Chordata; Actinopteri; Salmoniformes; Salmonidae. The record is from the annotation of a GenBank genome assembly.
AUGGCAAACAACUUCGCCAGAAUUUUGUCCAGCAAACGAAAUGUGGGCAUUCUGUCAUUAGUUGGAGCCGGAUCUUUGACAGCGGCCUUUCUGCUCAACCGUGAACAUGUCACCGCAGGAGCGCAAGUACGGAGAGUGUACCCCGCCAGGUAACCCACGACGCCCUUUAUUGUGAAAUAUGGACAUUCAGUCCAGCCAUUUCAAGUGCGACAUAUUGGCAUGCUGUAGGCCUAUUUAGAUACAAUAAUACAUGAAUAAUAGUCUAUGCUGACCUAGAUUGAAUUCUCUGACUGUCAAAACAAUUCAAGUGACUGGAGACGAGAUGCCAUUAUUUUAGCAGCAGCAUUGUAUGAAUGUGCUAAUUCUAGUCGGUUCUUUCUUUCUUAGCUUUUUGUGGAAAUGAUAAAUGAUCUAGGCCUGUAUAUUCAUGAAAUAUUAAACCUAUAUUCCACCUCAUGUUUUUUAUGCCUAAUGAUGAAAGAUAGCCUAAAUAUAAACAAUUAAAAUGUAUAUUCAAGAUAAUUCUCUGAAUGCAUGGUGUACUGAUGGAAUGUUUUGCCAACAAAAUGUAGCCUACAUUGUUGAUACGCUCUAAUUAAUUUGUUGAUGAGACAGACAGGUGUGUUUUUUCCAGAACCAUGUUGGAAUGGUCUAGAAUGAAUCUCCUUAUGACUGGCAUGGGGGCUGGGUUAAAACUCAGCUUUAUGGCUUUAUAAUGAUAGGCAGAAUCUACCGCAAAACCGAUUAGAGAAGAUGCAAACAGAAGAGGCAAAAUGCAAACAGAUUGCAUAACGCGUAGGCCUAUUAAGAAAUAUAGGAUAUAACGUUUCCAAAGCAUAGUCGAGGAAUGCUCGACGUCUUGUGCGAGCAGAUUGUAGCAUGUAUGGCUACACUGUAAUGUCUGUGAUGACCGCGCACUGUGCCAGGUGAAGGCUGAACAUAUCGCGCCGUCACUUAUAAGUCAAAGAAAAGCACAGCUAGACUAGAACAGUCAGCCAUUAAUGGAAAUCACUGUAUAAAUAUUUUUAUUUUUUACAUUUUUUAGUCAUUUAGCAGACGCUCUUAUCCAGAGCGACUUACAGUUAGAGUAGCCUAGGCUACAUUGCAGCGAGUCUUAGGCUGUAAUUAUCAUGGGUCACCAAUCACAAUGAACACUUAUUAGUCACGCGUAUUUAAAUAUUUUUUAUUUAAAUUAUCCUUGUGGUUCUCAAAGACAAUGAUUCAGCAAAUUUUUUUGUCUGUGUGACUGAAUGUAUCCCGACAGUGCGGAGUACCCGGACCUACGCAAGCACAACAACUGCAUGGCCAGCCACCUGACCCCUGCCAUCUAUGCCAAGCUUGUGGAAAAGGCCACGCCCAACGGGUACACUCUUGACCAGGCCAUCCAGACUGGCGUGGACAACCCCGGGCACCCCUUCAUAAAAACUGUGGGCAUGGUGGCAGGGGAUGAGGAGUCCUAUGAGGUCAGAGCAGGCGGCGUUGGUUGGUGGCAGAAAUUAGAAGUCAAUGAAGGCAGAUGACAAAUGUAUUGAUUUCAUCAGGGUGAAGCCAUAGACUGUCUAGUUUCUCAGUUCCUCACCUCUCUUUCAAAGCGUAUUGAGGAUCCAAUGUCCCUCUGGACCUCGUCCUCAAAUGAGCUUUGAGAGGAAGGUGGGGAAUUGAGGAAACCAGGAUCGAGGAAGCAAAGAUUUGACUGGUAGUAACAUUUUUAAGGCAGCUUGUAGACUAAAGAAAAGGAGAGCCUCACACUCUAGGAGCUCAGAUGCAAUAAUUUAAUAAACUAAUAACCCAUGUUUGGACAGACAAGCUGUCUAGACAUAACCUAACCGUAGACUUAUGGGCGAAGGUCAAGUUGUGGAGCAUAUUUAUGGACAGGGAAAAAAAGCAAUUGCUUUACAGUAUCGAACCCCUACAGUCUUUUGGAUUGUUGCAGAGUAUGAUAAAUUAUCUGGAAGUUUCUUAAAGCCAUAAAAAGCCCAUUUAGUCAACAGGCUACAUUUAUCUCAACGACAUUAAGAAUGAAGGAGGAAUCUGUCUUUGAUACUUUUUUACAUGAGGAGGAGCAAGAGCCAAUCCCAGCCACUUAAUCUGACCAUGGAGAACAGCCACACCCAAUCCCCCUGUCCCGUUUCAGACUGAGGCCAACUCCCACCGCAUCAGAGGGGUGCUGGUUUUAGGAUAGAGGAGACUCAUUUGGGAUCUCAUCAUUUGGUCAUCAGUGUCAUUGCUUGCUAUGAAACUACACCUACUUAUAGACAUUUCUAUAAUAGUAUAGCAUAAAUCCUACUUAACUAGAGUACAAUACUAUACUGUGAGCCUGUCUGGUAGUUUGUAAAGUGACAGUGAUUAUAUGUAGUCUACAUAACUCCCAUCCUGUCAGUUGUGACAACUAUAUGAUAGGCUGUAUAAUGAUGGUAUAUAGUCAGACUUCUGGUGUGGAUGUGGGGGGUUUCAGGUGUUUGCAGACCUCCUUGACCCGGUCAUCAAGGAGAGGCACAACGGCUACGACCCUCAGACUAUGACCCAUCCCACCGACUUGGACUCCAACAAGGUACAGAGAUGCAACUUCACUGAAAAACGACAGUAUAUGAUUACGUCCCAAAUGGCAUCCUCUUCCCUUUAUAGUGCACUACUUUAGACCAGGGAUCUGGUCAAAAGUAGUGCACUAUAUAGGGAAUAGGGUGCCAUUUGGGACGUAAACGAGAUGUGACAGUUUGCCCUCAUCAGGGAGAUUUCUGUAACUGGCUGAAUGGUGGAGCUGACUACGUCUGUCCUGACCGUUCGCUAUCUCUACCUGGUCACACCACACACAGACGAUGUUAGGUGUUGCAUACUACCAUUUCUAAUAUUAGAAGGUGGACAGGUUCACUGACCGGAUGCUACACUAAUCAGUGAUCCCAGCUAAUAUUAUAUCGUUAGGCAGUAAAUCAAUUGUGCAUACUGGAAUGUUAAUCAUAUGUUACGUUAUUACGUGAAUAAUCGUUGCUGUCUGAUGAAAACCUCCAAAACAGAAACCUUUCAGGAAAUUGAAACAAAUGGCCAUAUUUUCAGUUUUAACGAACAUAUAAUUCUGAAACUAGAAGCUAUUUUGAAUACAUUUUCUUGGUCCUAUAUUCAUAAAAUGUUCAGAGUACAUUGAGGGAAGUUACUGCUUUCAAUAAAAAUAAAGGGGCAAAAAUUGAGUUACGAGGUUUUCGUCAGACCGCGACGAUGUGUUACGCUACAAUGAAUGUCAGUUACUGUAUAAGGCAUACAAAUCACAUAUCAAAGGAACAUCAUGUAGGAUCAAUAAUCAUGUCAUGACUUCCUUGACGAACCAUUUUGCUCUUUGGGGAGCAUAGAUUUCCUCCAUCGGGUUGGUUUCAUGAUACUAGGCCUAAAUGCCAUACUAUUUACUACUAUAGCUAUGCCAUUCGUUAUUUUUCUGUUUCCCUCCGUCUGUCAGCUCAAGUCGGGCAAAUUCGACGAUCGCUACGUGCUGUCGUCGCGGGUCAGGACGGGCCGUAGCAUCAGGGGACUUAGCCUGCCCCCGGCUUGCACCCGGGCAGAGCGUCGGGAAGUGGAGAGGGUGGUGGUGGAUGCUCUGGCUGGCCUGAAGGGGGACCUGGCGGGGACGUACUACAGCCUCACCCACAUGACAGACCAGGAGCAGCAGCAGCUCAUUGACGUGAGUCAGAGGACAGGAGAAGAGGGAAACAAAACAAUGUUUUGUUAGGCGUUUGAUAUUGUUCCCCUUUCAUUAAGACAGCAUUUCCUGUCUCUACUGUGUUGACACAGGACCACUUCCUGUUCGACAAACCCGUGUCCCCUCUGCUGACCUGUUCGGGGAUGGCCCGCGAUUGGCCAGAUGCACGCGGUAUCUGGUAAGCACCUGUUGGUUAUAGAUACAGAACCUUAGUGGUCAUAAACAGUCAUAGCGGUGCUUUUGAUGAUUGUCUCACAGUUAUUAUUUGCAUACAGUUUGUGCUACACAUCACCAUGACCAUUCUUUAUGGAGGAUUUCCUUCUAGCAAAGUGACAAUGCCCACUAGCUUGUAUCUCCUGUACACUGAGCCUUAGACGUACAUUAUUGAUGCCGACAAUGCCCUCUCCGCAUUGAGUUUCAGCCAGUGCCCAGAAAUAGCCUGAUGCAAACCGCUACCCUGCCAUGGCCUGCUCCAGCAUCGAUCUCCAGCCUUUCUCUGACCCCCCUCUGUUCCCAUGCCAACCUCUUCUCCUCUCCUCUAUAAUUCAUCCUCAUAAAUAAAACAUGUUCAUUGGUAGCACUGUUGCCCCCAACUUAAAAAAGUUAGGAGCACAAGAUAAAAUCUAGAAGCACCAGAAUAUAUAUAUAUAUAUUUUUUUUUUAUUUUUAUGGAUUGAGAUAUAGCACAUUGGGCCUAUUGGAAUUCUAGCUACUUUUGAAGCACAUGUUAUGCUCUAGACAUUAAUGUGUAAAACUGUAAAGACAUUUGUUUAUUAUAAAAAGCUGUUGAUACAAAAACUUGUCAUUGAAAUUACAAAGUCAUUUGUGGAAUAUCAGGUUUCUACAUUUAGCACUACCUAUUGAGAUACAUUACAUUUGAUAUCUUUAAGAAUGUCAAGUUUGAGUGAUGACAUGCAAGAGAUCAGUCAUUCAUUCAUUGCUGUUGUCAUUCAUCUUCUAAAGAAGCGUUUCAUUUCUUUCUGUGCCCCCAAAUGGUUAGAUACACUGGUAAAGUAACCAGGUUGUUAGCAAGCUAGCUAAUGAGGUAACAUGACUGAAGAAGAUGUAAACAAAUGUCUGUUAGUAGUUUUGGAACUGGAACCACCCGCAACAUGAUUUAUGAACAGGGCCUAAAAACAAACUUUUUGGUCCACCAGAUUUAAAACAUCUACCAGCCACUCAGAAGUCAUAUAUUUGCUAAAACAAUAACAACCAAAACCACAAAAGUUUUUUUUUUUCUCCAGGUUUCGGAUUUCCCAUAGUUUUUUGGGAGGUUUUCACUCUCAAAAUCACUUUUUUUCUUCUUUUUUUAUAGAAAAACAAAGAAAAAUGGGAUGUUCUAAGUCCACAACAAUCCUUAAAUCACAUCAAGAGACCACUUUUCGGCAUCGCUAACUAACUACACCAAGUGGUAGACACAGGCAUUCCCAUGCCAUUCAGAAAGUUGCAAAAAAUACAAAUCACUGAUGCAUUCUUAAAUAUUCUGUAGGCUUUGGAUUGAACAAAUCUGUGCUCGCUUUUUUCUCCAGGGCAGGUCACUCUGCCCAGUGAAGCCCAUCAUUACAACAGUUAUUAUCCGUUUGAUAUUAUUUUUUCUGAUGUCGCACAGCAAAAUAUCUAGGAGCAUAUGAGAUCAAAAUGGUCGCACUUCAGAGCCCCCCCCCUCUCUCUCUCUCUCUUUAUCUGACAGCUCUCUCUCUCUCUUUAUCUGACAGCUCUCUCCAUCUUUCAAUCUUCUAUCUGCUCUCCUGGCUUCAGACCUAUCCAUUACUUAAUUAAAUUCUCAUUGUUUUCAGGAGGCCAAUGGGAAAAUAUGCCAUUGUUUACAAUGCAAUGCAUUACAAGAGCAUAUUUGCUUAUAUGGCAAUACUGUAUCCAUUACAAUGCAAUUAGAUUAUUGCGUAUGAGGCAAUACUGUAUACCGCCACCAUCACCUCAAUGUUUGUGGUGAAGGUAUAAUGUAUGGUAAAUGGAACCCGGACAUGAACUCUAGCUGGUGCAAUAGAGGAUGGGAAAAUUAUCUCUCUGUCAUGUAUAAAUACUUUAACUCAAUCCAAUUUGAAGAAUGCUCUGAGCUCCUUUUAGACCACUCAGAACAAACCUGAUUACCGACAGUAAGGAGAAGCAGAACCUUCUACGUUGUAAAUACAGGCCUCUGAGGAAAAGCAUCGAUAUCAAUGAUCGGGAUCAGCUCCUCUGAAAUAGUCUAUGUACACUGGUGGCAGCAGUGGGAUCCAAUGACAUUAGGAAGCACUACACAAGUAUGGAUUGAAGAGUGUUUUUAUUUUGUUUAAAUGAGUAUUGAUAUGUUUUGUGUUUUCAACCCUCUCGUCUCCUUUGUACCAAACCCAGGCACAACAACACUAAGACCUUCCUGAUCUGGAUCAAUGAAGAGGACCACACCAGGGUCAUCUCUAUGGAGAAGGGAGGCAACAUGAAGAGAGUGUUUGACCGCUUCUGCACAGGCCUGAAAGAGGUGCACGCACACACCAACCAUGAUGUGGCUGCAGACUGCCAUUGUAUGCGUGCAAGACAGUAUGCAUCUCAGGGCAAAUAAAGUUCUAAUGGAAUGUUUUCAUCUAGUCUAAAGUGUAAUGUUUGGUCAGGUGGAGAGGCUGAUCCAGGAGAAAGGCUGGGAGUUCAUGUGGAACGAGAGACUGGGCUACAUCCUCACAUGCCCCUCCAACCUGGGCACUGGGCUCCGCGCUGGGGUACACGUCAACCUGCCCAAGCUCAGCAAGGUAACAUCUACUCAGAGCACCAACAAGCAUUUUACAUUGACAUAUGAGCGACUUACAGGAGCAAUUAGGGUUAAGUGCCUUGCUCAAGGGUACAUCGGCAGAUUGUUUCACCUAGUCGGCUUAGGGAUUCGAACCAGCGACCUUUCGGUUACUAGCCCAAUGCUCUUAACCGCUAGGCUACCUGUCGCCCACGUCAUACCCAACACACAAGCUAUCUUUGGCUUUUCCCAAUACAGACACACACUCACAAAUACACAAACCUCUCAAAUUCAACUCUGGACCUCGAAGCCAGUUCCACUACGUGUUUUCAUUCUUCCCCUGUAAUCAGGGACUGAUUUAGACCUGGGACACCAGUUGGGUGCGAUUUAAUUAUCAGGUAGAACCGAAAAACCGGCAGUACUCCGGACCUCCGUGGAAGGAUUUGAAUGAGACCUUUACCCUUACACCAGGGACCAAUACGAUCCCCACUAGCCAGUCAUCCACACCCAUCGUCUUCUGAAUGUUUCUCUUCGUUAGGGCACACCGUAGCAGAAAUUUUUUAUAUCAGAAAUGAGCGUUGAGAUGGUAUCUCUCCAUUUCUGACCGUUUUUAUGUUUGGCGUCUACUGAAAGUGACCCCUGUCUGUAAACCUGCAGGACCCCCGCUUCACUAAGAUCCUGGACAACCUGCGUCUGCAGAAGAGAGGCACCGGGGGAGUGGACACUGCAGCCGUGGGCAGCACCUUCGACAUCUCCAACCUGGACAGACUGGGGCAGUCGGAGGUAAUGGGGAAUACAUGGUGUAGGUUUAGACACGGAUCUUGAGUUGAUUGAGCAUUUUCCCCCUACUAAUGGAUCAGUUAGGAUUGGAAGCAGGGGAAGCUGAUCCUGGAUCUGUACCUAGGAGAAACGUCACACAACCACGGGGUGCUUCUCAAUAGUUUAAAAUGGCGUACUGUCCACUCUCCAUUACCGGUGCCUACAAUACAAGGCCAUGCAAAAGGGUUUAGAAUUCGGAUCACUAAUCUUGAUCACAUAAUGAGUAGUUAUUUGGGAUGCAAGAUGAUUUGUAGAUCAGUGAUUUGGCACAGUCUGGCCGCAAUGCAAUCGAUCUCAAACACACACACUUCGGUUGCGUUCCAGGCCGACUACAUUGCAGACGUUGCAUCAACCAUUAGUUGCGUGCCUCGUCCACAACUGUGCAGUCGGGCAUCAGAUUGCUAGGCCUAUAUCAUAGGUUGUGCUUAGCUGAUAUGCUAAACCCCUACCUAGAUGUUGUGAGAUCUGUCAUGCGUCUGCAAUGCAGUCGCUCUCCAACACGCCCACUGGUUCUCUCUGUGAUCAGGUCCAGCUAGUGCAGACGGUGGUGGACGGCGUCAACUACCUGAUCGACUGUGAGAAGAAGCUGGAGAAGGGUCAGGACAUCAAGAUCCCCCCGCCCUUCAAGAAGUAG